CAUAAAUAUUAAUUAUAAGAUUUUUAGUUAUACAACUACAUCAGAGUACAAAUUGAUACCAAAACGGUAGUAAGGUUAUCCCUUGUAUCUAUUAUUGUUUACUACAAGUGAAUUUUUUUGUUUAAAAUGCAGAUAAUAAUAUUGCCGCUGUUGCUGAAAUUCUCAAUUUUGUUAAUUAUGCUGUUAUUUGUGCAACUGUCUAAUGCUUUUAUAGAUUCUCCUUCUUUAAUAACAUUCCAAAAGAGACAAGUUGAACGUCAAUUCCAAGACUUAGAAUACUUUAAAAAGAUUAUUGACUUUUUAUCUAGUGGUAAUGGCAAUGGCACUGAAGUUUCAAUUGAAAAUGGCAAUAAUGAUCUCAAUUUUGAUCAAAGUGUGUUUGAUGCUUAUGGAGUAAAUACAGAAGACAAUUUAGAAAUUAAUUCGGACUCAAAUGUUGUUGUUGAUCACCAUCCAAAUAUUCUUGAUUCUUUAAAUGAACUUUCAGAAUAUGAAACAAAUCAUGAUACACAGACUGAAAAUAUUAUCCUCAAUAAUGGAAAUGUCGAAACUCCUGGCACUAUAGAUGAUUUGCUUCAAAAUGUAACUGCAGCCUCAUCUUGUGAAGAUGAACCUAAAAAGAAACCUUCUGUUCAAGUUGGGGUUGGUAUUUAUUUUGAGAAAAAAGUUAAAGUUGAAGAAGAGAAGGAAGAGGAAGAUGAUUGUGAACCUACAAAGAAAAAGAAAUGGAGUAAAUUCUUCCCAUUCAAUGUUGCAACCAAUGUUUCUAGAACAUCUGAUGCUUCAUUUCCUGGAAGAUUACAUAUUAAUAGUACAUUUUUGGUAUCACCCGCCUCAAUAGGAUCUCACAAUUUAUUUAAGUCCACAACAUUUGAAGAAGAAAGUCAAAUCGUUACAAAUAGUUCUCAUUAUUACCACGAUAAUCAAUUACAGGUUCCAAAAAAGAUUCAAUUCAACGAAACGACAAAGAGAAGAAAACUGAUACUUAAGAAAGCAAGAAAAUCCUCAAAUGAUACUCUCAGUAAUCACAAUUAUACUGAAACUACUACAGCUUUUAUUCAAGAUAUCCAUGACUCAUCAUCAUGUAAAAUUCAUGACUUAUUAUACUUAAGUAGAGCUUAUUUUCUAGUAUGUUUUGGAUUCAUCAUAUAUUUGCUAUAUUGAGAAGGAAGAAAGUGAAAAAAUUGUACUGAUGUAUGCAUUUAAAAUACGUGAACAA
Scheffersomyces amazonensis is the source of this 1219-nucleotide messenger RNA. RefSeq lists its product as uncharacterized. The coding region runs from base 127 to 1164 and encodes 345 amino acids. The transcript has a single exon. The record is from RefSeq and is a predicted model, not a curated record. Lineage: Eukaryota; Fungi; Ascomycota; Pichiomycetes; Serinales; Debaryomycetaceae.